This is a messenger RNA of Python bivittatus (Burmese python), 1869 nucleotides long. The record is from RefSeq and is a predicted model, not a curated record. Lineage: Eukaryota; Metazoa; Chordata; Lepidosauria; Squamata; Pythonidae.
AUGGCGGUCUGCGCGGCCUUGCUGUGGACCGCCUCUGCGCAGCGCGAGGGCUUCCACGGACACGCUCACGAGGACGUUCACCACGGGCACGGGCACACGCACGAGCACAUUUGGCACGGGCCUGGCCUCGGAGAGCCUGCCCAUGGCCACAGCCACGCCCACGGGGGCCACGGGCACACGCACGAGCACCUUUGGCGCGGGCCUGAGGACCACGGACACAGCGGACACAGCCAUGCCCACUUCCACGAGGACCACCACGACCACUUGCACAGCCACGAAGAUCCCGCCGGUGGCGCCAGGCGGGCGAAACCCUCCCCUGGGCACAAGGAGGCACCACCCCGGAGGGAGAAGCUGGCGCCCCUGUGGCUGUGGAGCUACGCUCUCGGGGCCACCCUCCUCAUCAGCGCUGCUCCCUACUUCAUCCUAUUCCUGAUCCCUGUGGAGUCCAACAGCCCCCAGCACCAGGCCUUGCUCAAGCUGCUGCUUAGCUUUGCCUCGGGGGGCCUUCUGGGGGACGCCUUCCUGCACCUCAUCCCUCACGCCCUGGAGCCGCAUGCUCAUCACGGAGAAGCCGCCGGACAUGGCCAUUCCCACACCAAGCCCUCUGGCCACGGGCAUUCCCACCAAGGGCCUGCACAUCAACACAUGAUGGCCGUUGGCCUCUGGGUCCUCAGCGGCAUCGUGGCCUUCCUGGUUGUCGAGAAGUUUGUCAGGCACGUCAAAGGGGGACACGGACACGCUCACGCGCCCAAACCCAAGGGCAGCGACGAUGAAGGGGAGAAGGAGGCGGUCCGAGGGCCAGCGGGGAAAGCAGCCCCCACCGGGAAGAGAGGGGCAUGCCCAGAGUCUGCCAUGCGCGUGGCAGGGUACCUCAACCUGGCCGCUGACUUUGCCCACAACUUCACAGAUGGGCUGGCCCUGGGGGCCUCUUUUGUGGCAGGCAGCACCAUUGGCGCUGUCACCACCCUCACUGUGCUGCUCCACGAGGUCCCCCAUGAAGUGGGCGACUUCGCCAUCCUGGUCCAGUCCGGCUGCACGAAGCGCAAGGCGAUGAAGCUGCAGCUGCUGACAGCCCUGGGGGCGCUGGCGGGCACAGUGUGCUCCCUCCUGGCUGAGGGCGUGGGCGAGGCAGCCACCGCCUGGAUCCUGCCCUUCACAGCUGGGGGCUUCAUAUACGUGGCCACGGUCUCAGUGAUCCCGGAGCUCCUGCAGGAGUCGGGGCCAGUCCAGUCCCUGCUAGAGGUGCUGAGUCUGCUGGGUGGCGUGGUCAUGAUGGUCUUCAUCGCGCAGUACGAGUAGAGAGGAGGCGGCGCUGCUGCUGGCAUCAGGGAGCAAGGGCAUCUGGACCAUUCCUUCCUGCGAGAGCGUGGGCACUCUCAGCAGUUUGCGCGGACCACCUUGCUCUGCUUUCUUGACGGAGGAGACCGGCCAUUCCUCAAGCUGCCCCUGCCCACGUGGCCACCCCUGCUCCAGAGGAUUCCAAGGGAGGCCCGGCUGUGCUCUGCUUCUGGCCUCCAGGGUGCUGUGGGCAGCAAGGGGAGCAGGAAAUGGGUCUGGCCAUCCGGAGGACCAACUUGUCUGUCUUGAACUUCUCUGGGUGUCCCACCAGGUACCCUGGGAACCAGGGUCCCUGUGUGUGUGUGUGGAGGGGGAGGGGGAGCCAGCCAGUUGGGCACUACCUUGGAAUUCUGUGGGGAGGGCCAGGCAGAGAAUUUGUGCAGGCCGCCCAUCUUUCCGCCAGUUGGUGCGGGCACAGAUUGAAUUUCCUCCCCUCUGUCUCUCUGUCUCUGCGCCUGGCAUGCUGUGGUAGAGGGCCCGAGGAAAGAGAGGAGAGCAGACCCAUCUUGGGCACAGAGGCGGGGGGGGGGG